Molecule: messenger RNA, 867 nt
Organism: Saccoglossus kowalevskii
Lineage: Eukaryota; Metazoa; Hemichordata; Enteropneusta; Harrimaniidae
Product: interferon-induced protein with tetratricopeptide repeats 5-like
Source: RefSeq, a predicted model, not a curated record
AUGAGCCAUUUGGACCAUCACUUACGUGACAACCCUGACUAUGUGCCUGUACCAUCUAAAUCACUUAGAGGUUACCUAUACAUGUCACCGCUACAUAAACCUGGAGAGAGAGACCCACAUGAAGCUCUUGAAUGGUUUGAUAAAGCACUUGAUGACACCACAAGAAUGACAGACAAAGAAGGACAAAUCGGUGAUCGAAUAGUGGUGCCUGCUGACAAAGCACAUGUAUUGUUUCUUUUAGGGGAAUAUGAAGAUGUUAAAAUAGUCAUAACCGAGUUGAAGAAAUACAUUCAUCAGAUAAAUAGACCCAAAGCUUUUGCUUAUAUACAAGCCCACCAAGCAUUUGCGUUAAGUUGGUUUGGUCAAGCAAACAUUGAAAGGGGAAUAGGGUGCUUUGAUAAAGCAUUAGAUGUUCUCCCGAAUCAAGAAUCGUGGUUGUUUGGUAAAGCUCGUCUCCACUCUCGACACUCUUCCACUGCUGACUCGGGCCAGGGGGCUUCCCAAGAAGAGAUCAUAUACAACAAGAUUCUGCAGAUAAACGAGACCCACAUUCUUGCCAAGGUAUACCUAGCCUUAAACGCGAAUCGCAGGCAUUCCGAUUUUGAGGCGGAGUGGCAUUUUGAAAAAGCGCUAGAUUAUGGUAGAGACCGUGUUACUGUAGUCCAACGAGUGGCUCAAUAUUAUGAAUCGAAAAACAAUUUGAACAAAGCCAUGGAGCUUUACAAUACAGCAUUGGCCAUAGAACCCGAGUCAUCAUUCAUUCAUUACCACAUUGGGGUAAUUUAUAGAAAAAUGGCACAAAAGCUUAAGGCAAUUGACAGGACCCUGGUUUGCAGGCUGCAAUUAGAUACUUCGACCUGGCAGUAA